Molecule: messenger RNA, 2948 nt
Organism: Impatiens glandulifera
Lineage: Eukaryota; Viridiplantae; Streptophyta; Magnoliopsida; Ericales; Balsaminaceae
Product: COP1-interacting protein 7
Exons: 8
Coding region: 200-2761 (853 amino acids)
Source: RefSeq, a predicted model, not a curated record
UGUUUUGGAAAUGGGAAGAAGGAAGGAUAGAUCCAUUUUUUGUAAAAAAUUCUCCGUAAAAAUGGACACAUCACUCUCUGGCAUGUGCUAUCGCUGGCUCUAGCUCAUUUACAGUUCAUCGCUAGUUUCUUUCCUUAAUACGCCACGCCCAAAUACCCUUUAGCUUUCUCUCUCUCUGUGUUUGUGUGUGUUUUUGACCAUGGAUCCUGAAGCUCUUCUCGAGCAUGCUGUGUUUCAGCUAACCCCAACAAGAACAAGAUGCGAUCUUGUGAUCUUCAAUGGAGGGAUUAGUGAAAAAAUUGCAUCUGGGCUUGUUGGACCCUUUGUUUCGCAUUUGAAAUAUGCGAAAGAUCAGCUACCGAAGGGUGGGUAUUCGAUUCGUCUUACGCCGCCGACUAAUGUUGAUGCUUCUUGGUUCACUAAAUCCACUUUUCAGAGAUUUGUGAGGUUUGUUAGCACGCCUGAAGUUCUUGAGAGAUUUGUGGGUCUUGAGAAAGAAAUAUUACAGAUUGAGAGUUCGGCGGUUCAAUCUAAAUCCAUUGAAAAUGGGAUUAACCAUGAAGUAGAAGGAAAUUUAUCAACUGUUAAUGGGUUUUCCAAGCAUUCUCCUAAUGCUUCAAAGGUUAAGAAUGAGACUGAAGGAACUGAUGGUGCUGUUGUUGGACAAGAAGAGAAUUCCAAGAUUCGUCUUCAACGUCUAAUGGAGACCCGGAAAGCCUUACUUCGAAAGGAGCAAGCCAUGGCUUACGCUCGAGCCCUUGCUGCUGGAUUUGAAUUAGAGAACAUCGACGAUCUUCUCUAUUUCGCAGAUGCAUUUGGAGCUUCACGUUUAAGGGAUGCUUGUACGGAAUUCAAGGAUUUAUGUAAGAAGAAACAUGGGGAUGGGCUAUGGAUGGAUGAAUUAGCUGCAAUGCAAGCAGCAUAUGCUCAACUUGAACAGCCCUAUAUGGUCACACCAGGAAUUGUUCUUACCUCCGAUGGUAAUAAUGGUUUGGAUCAAUCGACUGACUCGAUUUCAAGUUCAGAAAACAAUACAAAUGGGACUGCUGCACCAGAUCAGAUUCCAGCUACAACAAACACAAACGUUCAAAUGCAAAUGCCAUGGCCGAAUCAAAUCCCUCCUUAUAUGUUCAAUUUUCAAAAACAAAUGCAGAAUAUGUCUCCUUAUCAAGCAUACCCUUUUCCGGGUAUGCCUCCUUAUUACAAUAUGGGUUGGCCUCCUAAUAUGGAUGAACAUCACAGAACAUCUUCCAAGAAGAAGAAGAAGAAGUCGCCAAACAGGGAAGCUGAUGAUGAAGAAGAAGAAGAGCUCACUGAAUCUGAACAGGAGAGUGAGUCAGAUACUAGGCGAUCGCAAUCGAACAAGAAGAAACAACAGAAGUCUUCUAAGACUGUUGUUAUUAAGAAUAUCAAUUAUAUCACUUCGGAUAAAAGAAAUGGAGAAGAAGAUGGAAGUUCCGAUGAUGAAGACGAUGAUUCGGUUGAAGAUGAGAUGGAUGAAGAUUCGCUCAAGCAAGUGCAUGACAUAAUAGGAUCAAUCCAGAAGCAUCAUCAGAAAUCAAAUUCAAACAAGAAGAAGAGGAGUGGGCAAAAGGGUUCGUCUCGUCAGGAAGUCGAGAACAAUGACGGUUCUGACAAGGCGAUCAAGGAAGUAAAAGGGAAUGAUAAUUGGGAGAAUUUUCAGAACCUUCUAAUGAGAGAUGACGAUCCACCAUCAGAUAUGGUUGAAAAUCAUCAAUCUGUUCAAAAUGAUUUUGAAUCUGGAAAUUCCCGUUCUUUUGAUCUGGCCUCUGAAAAGCUCAACACUAAACGGAAUUUCGGAAUGGAUUCUUUUGAUGUGUCAGAAAGGAACGUAGUUAAUGAAGGUAGAGGAAUGGAAGAUUUUGCAAACGGUGAAAACUUCCGUCCUAUACGGCUAUCUGGCGACGAUUCCAUGCUUUUAUCGCAAAGGGUAUCGGGAUCAGGAAAUAUUACUCGAGAAGGAUAUAUUCCCGAGUCUUCAACUAUCAAACAUGGAAAAGCGGAAGAUUGGUUCGUGGCAAAUCAUUCGGGAACAUAUGAGACGAACGGAAUUUCCACCGGGAAUAUGUUCGAAGGAAAUUUCCCUUCGCAAACCGCCGCCAACAUGGAAAAAGUCGAAAAAGUGGUCCCCAUUGACGAUUCUUUCAUGGUAACGACUCGUACUUCUGUCGACGAUCAUUUUGACUCGCAAUGGAAAACAGACAUAAGCAUGGUUUCUGGCAUCCUUAAUAGUUCCCAAACCGAGGUUCCAAACAAGCUCGAUAACCGUAAUAGCCUUGAACCCGACGAUCUCUGCGCUGUUUUCGCUAGGGAUUCGGCUAUCGGAGAGUCUUGGUCUUCUGAAAUGGACUAUGGUGUCGAGAUUUCUUUCGUCGAACCCAUUCAAAAGCCUGCAAUAGUUGAAACGAUUGUUCCUGUUCAAGUGGAAGCUCCAGAAAAUGGUAACAGCCCCAUUCCUAAGAAACAAACAAGGACUAAAACCUCGCCGGUUUCAAAGAUUAAAUCUGACUUUUUAUCGAGAAACAAGACCCCGGUUGCUGUGCGAAAGCCCAUCACCCCAAAGAGCAAACUGGAAAAGGAAGAGGAGGCCCGGAAGAGGAUGGAAGAGCAGAUGAUCGAACGACAGAAGAGGAUUGCCGAAAGAACUGCAGCCAGUGGAGCAGCUAAGAAAUUACCGCUAGUAGGAAGUAAAGUUUCACCCAGCAAGCCGGGGCAGCUUAAGAACACAACCACAAAGUGAUCGGUGUCGUUUCAGGUUUCAAUUUUGCGCUUAGCUCGUGAAAAAAUCAAACAUUCUUUUACUUUUACUUUUUACCAUGUGUGUUGGAUUGCUUGUGAAAUAUUAUAUGCCUCUCUUUUUAUGUAUAGUGUUAUUUGAGUUGUAUAUGAUUACACAUUGCUGGGAAUGAGAGCCUCCUUUUAGUCCA